Messenger RNA from Labeo rohita (rohu), 2863 nucleotides. It is a transcript of the gene gnas, whose product is annotated as GNAS complex locus. NCBI's taxonomy places the organism in Eukaryota, Metazoa, Chordata, Actinopteri, Cypriniformes, Cyprinidae. Gene Ontology annotation, molecular function: corticotropin-releasing hormone receptor 1 binding; mu-type opioid receptor binding; GTPase activity. The record is from RefSeq and is a predicted model, not a curated record. The transcript has 12 exons. Gene Ontology annotation, cellular component: heterotrimeric G-protein complex. Bases 1189 to 2328 code for a protein of 379 amino acids. Gene Ontology annotation, biological process: sensory perception of chemical stimulus; adenylate cyclase-activating dopamine receptor signaling pathway.
AGGGUUCAAUGAGAGCUGUUUGCCCCACCCAUCUCUUCAACGCUGUCUAUCUCAAUGUACAAUUCACUGAGAAAAGGAAAUAAUCGCUAAAAAUACACCCUCGAAAAGGAUUCAUUCGCCACAAUUGGGGAUUCAACGCGCUCCGUCCGUAGGGAAUCCAUCGCUGUCGUUGUGGUAUCGGAUUUAUCUUCACGUCUCCAAAUGCACAUGAUCUACCACCCGAAUUCAAGAAGGAUACAAAGCGUAGCCUGACAGCGGACUCGGACUGCGAUAACCGGUAAAAUAUCGACGGAAUCGGUCGCAUUUGCAUCUGCGGUUGAAAGAACCGUGAGGAUCGCCGCUCGCGUCAAAGCAAAGCCUACGGAUGUGAGGAGAAAUUCAAAUUACGGUAACGGAGAAGACGGCGAAGGGCCUCGUUUGAUUUGGACGAGCCGAGAAAAAAGCGAUCAGUCACCAGAAGCAGAACAGGAGGGAAAAUAGCGUCAAUCUGAGGGGAAUUUUUCAGCAGCACCACCGUAUUUUUCUCGCAGACAACGUCGUUUCGUAACGGAGUUAAAAGGUUCAUGUCGGCCACGGCGCAGGGCGGAAUGAUCCACAUGCCGUCAUUUUGGUGGAAAUAUUUAUUUUUUUAAUUUGUAGCCACCCUUUCUAUCUCGUUCUGCCCGUCUCGUUGCAUCGGCCGACGGAUUCGACAGCGAGACACCGAAAACAAUCGCGUUUUGUGGAGCUAUUCAUGAUUUUAAUAGGAGUCGCUCGUCAUUUCGGGAAACCGACCAUGGAUUCGCGACGGGAAAUUUGCUAAAUCGCCGUCGUGGGAAAGCCCAAAUCAUUCAUGUAACGUCGAAGGCUUCGCUGGAUGCACAUCCAUACACAGAAAUCUCAUAUUUUAUAGCAGCGAGCGCUCGACAGGACUCGGCCGUCUGUAGGCCGGCCUAGUGUUUUCACCACCACCACCACCACCACCUAUUCUCGCCAGUACUAGUCACCCAUAGCUUUCAUAUUUCCCCGUGCUCCCCUGCCCUUAUCAGCUCAAUCCGGGGAAGUUAUGUGCAUACGAGUAUAAAUGUCCCGCUUUUCCAUCAAAGUGUUCUGAUCGGAGGCCAAUCAAGGGAUUUGGAUCAUUUAUUCAUACGGUAGAUACACCUCCCCCCCACCCCACCCCAAAACUUUUCUUGGGUUUUUGGGAAAAUGGGUUGUUUGGGCAACAGUAAGACUGAGGACCAGCGAAAUGAGGAGAAGGCCCAGCGAGAAGCUAACAAAAAGAUAGAGAAACAGCUCCAGAAAGACAAACAGAUCUACAGAGCAACUCAUCGACUACUACUGUUAGGGGCUGGAGAAUCGGGGAAAAGCACCAUAGUCAAACAGAUGCGCAUUUUACAUGUCAAUGGCUUCAAUGCUGAAGAGAAAAAACAGAAAAUUCAAGACAUCAAGAAUAAUAUAAAAGAAGCUAUAGAGACUAUAGUGACGGCAAUGUCCGUGUUGGUACCUCCAGUCCAGUUAGCCUGUCCCGCAAAUAAGUUUCGAAUUGAUUACAUCCUCAAUUUAGCCAAUCAGAAGGACUUUGAAUUCACACCGGAAUUUUAUGAACACACAAAGACCCUGUGGCAGGAUGAAGGGGUGAGAGCUUGCUUCGAAAGAUCCAACGAAUAUCAACUGAUCGACUGCGCACAGUAUUUCCUGGACAGGAUCGACACUGUGAAACAGAGCGACUAUACUCCCACUGAUCAGGACUUGCUCAGAUGCAGAGUUCUGACUUCCGGGAUCUUUGAGACAAGAUUCCAAGUGGACAAAGUUAAUUUUCAUAUGUUUGAUGUUGGCGGACAGAGAGACGAACGCAGGAAAUGGAUUCAGUGUUUUAAUGACGUGACAGCCAUCAUUUUUGUGGUAGCCAGCAGCAGUUAUAACAUGGUGCUCAGAGAGGACAAUCAGACCAACAGACUCCAGGAGGCACUUAACCUGUUCAAGAACAUCUGGAAUAACAGGUGGCUUCGAACUAUUUCUGUCAUUCUGUUCCUAAACAAGCAGGACUUGCUGGCCGAGAAGGUCUUGGCGGGAAAAUCAAAAAUUGAGGAUUACUUCGCUGAGUUUGCACGCUACACUACACCAGAUGAUGCAACACCAGAGCAAGGGGAAGAUCCGCGAGUUACGAGAGCAAAAUAUUUCAUCCGAGAUGAGUUCUUGAGGAUCAGUACAGCGAGUGGAGACGGACGGCACUACUGCUACCCGCACUUCACCUGCGCCGUGGACACGGAAAACAUCCGCCGAGUGUUUAACGACUGCAGAGACAUCAUUCAGCGCAUGCACCUACGACAGUACGAACUCUUGUGAUCGCAGCAGGGAUGACGGGACGCAAUCUCACCACCUGAACUUUCUUUAGGCCCCCCUGCCCUACAUCACGCCCCAAUAUCAAACCACGAACCUUCAAACUGAUGAGUCCCCACCUCUUACACUUACACACACAUGCAUAUUAUAUAUAUAUAUACAUAUGCGUAUGUAUAUAUAUUCCUAUAUAUACAUACAGACACACACACACACACAUGGCCUUUCUCCAUCCUGAGUGACUAGGGGCUGGGGCAAGGGGACGCACUGUGUUACUGAUGAAAGCGUGGCUGUGAUAUCUGGCAAAAAGACUUGUUAACACAGCCAAGGACUACCGAUGUUAAUAAAAAGAGAGAGAAGAAAACAAAACAUGUGAGAGGGAGAGGGAGGGGGGGAGAAAAGAGGGAAGAAAAAAAACUGUCCAGGACUGCUCAGGACAAGGAAGCCAUUUCGUACACAUACAGACACAUAAUGCGUCCAGCUAAACUCCUGACCCGCAGUCCUAUGUAUGUUACACGUCAAACUUGUCUUUUUUCCCAUCGUA